Messenger RNA from Cryphonectria parasitica EP155, 969 nucleotides. RefSeq lists its product as uncharacterized. Bases 1 to 969 code for a protein of 322 amino acids. NCBI's taxonomy places the organism in Eukaryota, Fungi, Ascomycota, Sordariomycetes, Diaporthales, Cryphonectriaceae. The record is from RefSeq and is a predicted model, not a curated record. The transcript has 4 exons.
AUGGCUUGUGGCUCGAGGGUACACCAAGGGAAUAAACUCAGUUACAUCGCCAUCCCUAUCCUCUCGAGGAAUUUACCAAUGAAGCCUCCAUUGUCAUAUAUUGAGAGCGGUCACAACCAUCCCCCUCCUCCUCUACGGAUGUCCUCUAAUUUGGGUCACUUACAACAGCAGCCAGGACACAACUAUUCUCACCCCUGGCCCGGUGUGCAUCACGAGGCUGCUGGAGCACACCCAGGCCCCAUAGAUCAAGCUGGCCACCCUCAGAAUAGACCUAGCUGGGUCAUGAUCAGCCUGCAGGAUUUCAUCAGCAUCUCUGAGAAGCUUGAGGAGAUGAACAUACACUGGCCUGUACACCCCUAUUGCCACAUGGCCGAGGGUGGCCCAGCUGGAGGCUACCAGCACGCCAGCCCUCAAGUCCACCCACCUCCCGUGAACGCGGCCCUGGCUAUGGACCGACAGCAGCCCCCUAGUGUCCAGGCAACCCCUUAUGCAGGUGGCCACUAUUACAACAUGGCCCUGCCGAUGAUGAUGAACACCCCUCAGCCGGCCUUUUACAAUUUUGGCGCGGCCCCGGCUCACUUGCAGCCGGCUCACCACCAGCCGCACCCUCCAGCUGCCAAUAUCCAGGCUGUCAAUGAGCACGCCCACAGGGACACAGCCCAGCCGGUCGACAACCAGGAGCCGCUUCAACCUCGCCGCCGCCGUCGCCGCCACCGCCGCCAAAUUCAGCCCUACACGGAGGCUGAAGAGGAGACCAUCCUGUCCAUGAUGGACGCUGGUCGAGGGCCGGUGUCUGUUGCGAAUGUCUUGGAGGGCCGUACGGCCAACGCGAUUCAGGCCAAGUAUUGGCGCAUGAAGGGAGGAGACCCUAGGGGAGCCGAGAAGAGUCGCAAGAAGGCCGCUGAGGCCCGAGAGGACGCAGCCAGCAUGGUUGGCACAUCUGGACAAGAAGAUGAGAGUGACAGGUAG